This is a messenger RNA of Musa acuminata subsp. malaccensis (wild Malaysian banana), 2797 nucleotides long. RefSeq names its product protein VAC14 homolog. Lineage: Eukaryota; Viridiplantae; Streptophyta; Magnoliopsida; Zingiberales; Musaceae. Gene Ontology annotation, biological process: phosphatidylinositol biosynthetic process. Gene Ontology annotation, cellular component: endosome membrane; PAS complex. The record is from RefSeq and is a predicted model, not a curated record.
UCUUCCUCCUUUCUUCCUUUCUCUGCGUCUCAUCAUCUGUUCUCCGGGAACCCCUUGUUGGUAUAAUUAGGGUUAGGGUUUUCUUGAUUCCUCCGUCGAGGUUUCGGGUCCGAUUCGAUCCGAGGUGAUUCCCCAUCGGCGAUGUUCUGAUUCGUGGAGGAGAAGGUCAGGAAACGGCUACCUGCCCCGGUUCUUGAUCGACUUGUCGAGAUCUCUGGCGGAUGCACCUUUGAGACAUGGCCGACGUCUUGUCUUUGAUCCCCGCCUCCGUCCUCCGGAACCUCGCUGACAAGCUCUAUGAGAAGCGGAAGAAUGCCGCCCUCGAGAUUGAAGGGAUCGUGAAGCAACUCGCUGUAGCCGGGGAGCAUGAGAAGAUUUCGGCCGUUAUUAGCCUGUUGACUACAGAAUUCGCUUAUUCCCCGCAAGCGAACCAGAGGAAGGGUGGGUUAAUAGGACUGGCAGCGGCAACUGUCGGGUUGGCAGCAGAAGCUGCUCAGCAUCUGGAGCAAAUUGUACCACCUGUACUUAAUUCUUUCGCUGAUCAAGACGGCAGAGUUCGAUAUUAUGCUUGUGAAGCACUGUAUAACAUUGCAAAGGUUGUAAGAGGUGAUUUUAUUAUCUUCUUCAAUAAGAUAUUUGAUGCACUUUGUAAGCUUUCAGCAGAUUCAGAUCCCAACGUGCAGAGUGCUGCUCAUCUUUUAGACCGUCUAAUAAAGGAUAUUGUGACUGAGAGUGAUCAAUUCAGCAUAGAAGAGUUUAUACCACUUCUAAGGGAGCGCAUGAAUGUACUCAACCCUUAUGUGCGGCAGUUCUUGGUUGGGUGGAUCACUGUUUUAGAUAGUGUUCCAGAUAUUGAUAUGCUUGGCUUCCUUCCAGAUUUUCUUGAUGGUUUGUUCAACAUGUUAAGUGACUCCAGUCAUGAAAUACGACAGCAAGCUGAUUCUGCCCUAUCUGAGUUUCUUCAAGAAAUAAAAAAUUCUCCAAAUGUAGAUUAUGGUCGUAUGGCUGAAAUAUUGGUACAGAGGGCAGGUUCGUCUGACGAAUUUACUCGGUUGACAGCUAUCACAUGGAUAAAUGAAUUUGUAAAACUUGGUGGAGAGCAGCUUGUUCCUUACUAUGCAGACAUCCUAGGAGCCAUAUUACCUUGCAUAUCUGACAAGGAGGAGAAGAUAAGAGUGGUUGCUCGUGAAACCAAUGAGGAGCUUCGUGCCAUUCGAGCUGACCCGGCUGAUGGAUUCAAUAUAGAUGCCAUCCUCUCGAUUGCAAGGAGAGAAUUAACUAGUGAAUGGGAGGCUACUCGAAUCGAAGCACUGCAUUGGAUUUCUGCUCUCUUGGCUCGGUAUCGAAGUGAGGUUAUCUCAUACUUGAAUCAUGCCUUUGACUCCUUGUUGAAUGCACUUUCAGAUUCUUCAAAUGAGGUUGUCCUCCUGGCACUUGAAGUGCAUGCUUGCAUAGCAGAAGAUCAUAAAAAUUUUCAUCGUCUUGUUGGGCUUCUAGUCCGCAACUUCCAAAAUGACCGUGUGCUUCUUGAGAGACGGGGGGCUCUGAUUGUACGACGACUUUGUGUUCUCUUGGAUGCGGAACGAGUUUAUCGACAAUUUUCCUUAAAUUUAGAGCAGGAACAAGACAUGGAUUUUGCGUCCGUUAUGGUUCAGGCUUUGAAUUUGAUUUUACUCACGUCAUCGGAAUUGGCUGAGUUACGAGGUCUUGUAAAGCUAUCGUUGGUGCAGUCUUCGGGCCAGGAGCUAUUUGUAUCAUUGUAUUCUUCUUGGUGCCAUUCGCCAAUGGCAACAAUCAGUUUGUGUCUUCUAGCUCAGGCAUACAAUCAUGCCAGUUCUGUAAUUCAGUCUCUUAGGGAAGAAGACAUAAAUGCAAAGUUCCUGGUGCAGCUGGACAAAUUGAUUCGAUUGCUGGAGACUCCGAUUUUUGCUUACCUGAGAUUGCAGCUUUUGGAGCCUGCGAAAUAUACAUGGUUAUUGAAGACUUUAUAUGGCCUUUUAAUGAUGUUGCCACAGCAAAGUGCGGCAUUCAAGAUAUUAAGGACUCGCUUAAAGACUGUUCCUUCUUACAGUUGUAUCGAACAACUAAAGGGCACGUCUUCAGAAAACCCAUAUUCCCAGAUUCUGCAAUUCUCGGAGGAUAACAGAAACCAAUAUGCUGCAAAUGUUGCAAAUGUUUAUAAUGCAAUCGACUUUCCAUCUAGACUGCAACAAUUUGAGCAAAUGCAGCAUAAGCAUCGGAUGCAUUCCAAGUCAAAGCUGCAAUCUCGCAAUUCGACACCCUCAAUUGCGUCACAGGAAAUAAAUAUAUCGGAAGAAUCACGCCCUCCUUCCCCUCUCCCUGAGAUUAUGCGACCUCCCAAAACAUGGAACAAUCCAAGACAGCUAAAACCAUGAUUGUUCUUGUCAUUCUUGUAUGUGCUUCAGGCCAUAUGGCAUUUGCCACAGAAUCUCAAUUGUACCACAGCAAUAAGAUUUGUUGCAGCGAGGUGGGUAAAAAGUUGUAUAUCUUCUUGUUUUAUAUUCACGCUUGUCCUGUUGGAAGGCUGGGAUUGGAUGAACGAGAUGAGCCAGACAUUUCAGCCAGCUUCAAUUCUAUUUUGUCUAGACGUGGUAUGCUCAUGUGGUUUUGUAAUUUUUUUUGAUAAAGACCAUAUGAGCCCUAGGGAAGUAUUUGGGUGGGUUUCAGUUCUUUGAACUGUUUAGGUGGAGUCAACAGUCUCAAUAAAUCAUUUAAAAGUGUACAUUGUAGUGUUUGCCUUGUGGAAUGUUAUCUAUGGUCACUAUUAUUGUGAUUA